This is a messenger RNA of Panthera uncia (snow leopard), 3230 nucleotides long. RefSeq names its product REC8 meiotic recombination protein (gene REC8). The coding region runs from base 1437 to 3173 and encodes 578 amino acids. The transcript has 19 exons. Gene Ontology annotation, biological process: mitotic sister chromatid cohesion; synaptonemal complex assembly; replication-born double-strand break repair via sister chromatid exchange. Gene Ontology annotation, cellular component: synaptonemal complex; cohesin complex. Lineage: Eukaryota; Metazoa; Chordata; Mammalia; Carnivora; Felidae. Gene Ontology annotation, molecular function: protein binding; chromatin binding. The record is from RefSeq and is a predicted model, not a curated record.
AAUAAAAUAAAAUAAAAUAAAAUAAAAUAAAAUAAAAUAAAAUAAAAUCUCGAUCUCUAGAGCUCCCAGACUGAAGGAACAAAACAAAAUAGGGUCAGCUCAGCCACAAUAACAGACUAUUAAAGAGGCAGAGAAGCAUGCCCUGGGGAAGGGCAUUCUAAGCCAAAGAAAUGGCUGUACAAAGGCAGGAGGCAUGGAGACAAAGAAUUGUUGGAGCCAAAUGGCUUUUGUAUGCAGAGAGGUAUGCCCUGCAUCCCACAAAGCUGAAAUCUAUUCCAGCCAGGGGAACAUUCACAACUGGAAAACAGCCAGAUGGGACAGGCCCAGAGCCUAAACUGUUCAAAUUUAGGAAAGGACCCAGCAAGUUCUCUCAGGGCUUCCUGUGAGAUCUGACUUUUUCCUCAUCGGUCUGUGACGCCUCCAAGGCCACCCACACCGUUUCCACCUCCCCAGCUCACGACAGACCCAAGUCUGGGCACAAAAGGCAGACCAAUUUUUGGUAUUUUGUUGGUACUUGGUUGGAUUUGGGGGAAAGGGCAAGUUCUAACCGCAGAUCAGGCGCCCAGAGUGGGGUAGGGCAGUUGCCCCCAGCAUGACCCCGACCUAGUCUAGUAGUUGAAGUGCCCUUGUUACCAAGCUUGCUGAGGGGGGGGGGGGGGGGCGAGACUGGAACUUGCUCCACUCUCAUUGGUCAGCAGAGAAGUGCCACCGAGGAACCCUUGUUGCCAGAGGCAAGAACGAGAGCCCAUUGGUCAGGACACCUCACAAUGGCCCCGGCAGCGCACAGGAUUCUUCCGAUUGGUUCGCUGUCUGCCUGAGGAGACCCCUGUUGCCUCGACGCCCAGCAGGCUCCUUGGUGCCCUGGAAAGAGCGCUUCCCAAGCCCACCCCCGUUCCCCAUUGGCUGUCGUGGGGGCCGCCGCCAUCUAAUGACGGAGGCGCAAAGCACCCGUGGGCGCGCUCCCUGCGGCAGGAUCUAGUCCCGCGGGAGGGUGACCCUGCCGGGACUACAGGUGCCGAAGCUGAGUGCAAGACUCAGGCGCCCGGCACUCUUGCGGAGGACCCCGUUCUCCCUCGGGACCUGGUCUGGAGCCCAGCCCGGACCUGCCCUCGGGGAGCUCUGCACCUCCAACCUGGAACCCAACCCGAAAGGCCCCAGUAAGUUCGAAGCACCCACGCGGCGUGUGAACCCGCUCAGGGCAGACGGAGAGGGGAAUCCCAACUGUUGUGUGUGCGGUCCGCGCCUCCAUUUGCUUCUCGCCUUAAUCGUUUAUCCACCGAUUAUUGGCUCCUUUAUUUGGCAUUCGGGGUCCACCUCGGUGCCACCUCUCCAAACCCUUCGUUCCAACGGUGUUGGGAAGUCCCGCGCCGCAAAGAAUUCCGAUUGAGAUCCGAACGGAGGAGUGGCGGAGACGGGGGUGAAACCCCUGUGGGACAAUGUUCUACUAUCCCAACGUGCUUCAGCGCCACACCGGCUGCUUCGCCACCAUCUGGCUGGCAGCGACGCGUGGCAGCCGGCUGGUGAAGCGUGAGUACUUGAAGGUGAACGUGGUGAAGACCUGCGAGGAAAUCCUCGAUUACGUGCUGGUACGAGUGCAGCCCCCGCUGCCCGGUCUACCGCGGCCCCGCUUCUCCCUGUAUCUCUCAGCCCAGCUGCAGAUUGGUGUGAUCCGGGUCUACUCCCAGCAAUGCCAAUACCUCGUAGAGGACAUCCAGCACAUUCUGGAGCGCCUGCACCGUGCCCAGCUGCAGAUCCGCAUUGAUAUGGUAGAGACUGACCUACCCAGCCUGCUGCUUCCUAACCGCCUGGCCAUGAUGGAGACCCUGGAAGAUGCUCCAGACCCCUUUUUUGGAAUGAUGUCUGUGGAUCCCACACUUCCCAGCCCCUUCAGUAUCCCUCAGAUUCGACACCUUCUUGAGGCUGCAACCCCAGAGAGACUUCUUGAGGAGAUCCCUCCUGAAGUCCCUAUGGAGCCAACGAAGCCAGACAGGAUCCCAGUCACUGUGCUGCCCCCAGAGGCCAUCACCCUCCAAGAGCCAGAGCCCAUACGCAUGCUGCAGAUUGAGGGUGAACGGGACCUUCCAGAGGUCAGCCGGCGAGACUUGGAGCUGCUGAUUGCCGAGGAAGAAGAAGCUAUCUUAUUAGAGGAACGUGAAGAGUACAAGGAGGAGCCCCGGGCCCUGGAGGGAGACACCAUAUUACCCUCGCUUUCACCUCCAGCUCUUGCACAGGUGGAAGGGGCAGCAGAGCCACUUCCGGUCCCAGUCCCCGAGGAACUGAAGCCAGCAGCCUGGGAGCCCGAGGCCCUACUUACUGAGGUGACUCCUCCACCGGAGCUGCGUCUGCCAGCCCCUCCCAGCCCAGAGAGGAGGCCCCCAGUUGCCCCAUAUCCUGGGGUCCCACCUGCUCGUCGCCGUCGCCGCCGCCAGUUACUGUUCUGGGACAAGGAGACUCAGAUUUCCCGGGAGAAAUUCCGGGAACAACUGCAAACCAGAGCCCACUGCUGGGAGUGUCCAAAGGCGCAGCCUCCUGAGAGGACCAUCAGAAGCCCCACGGAGCUAUUCCGAACCCCAACUCACUCUGGCUGGUUACCCCCAGAACUGCUGUCUUUCUGGACCCGCUGUGCCCAGCCACCCCCAGAAGCACUCAGGCGAAGGCCACCCUGGGAGCCUGAAGAGGAGGCUGAGGAGGAAAGGAGGAGGACUGAAGCUCUGAGCGAUAUUGAGGUCCUGAGAGAGGCCCAGGAGCCCAGCGGGCCCCUCAUGCUGUCUUCAGAACUCUCUCUAGAAGCGGCCGAGGAGGAGAAGACCCGCAUCAGCCUCAUCCCUUCGGAAGAACGGUGGGCCUGGGCCGAGGCAGAGCGGCCAGAGGCCCCUGCACUGCCUGUGGUACCCGAACUCCCUGAAGUGCCUAUGGAGUUGCCUUUGGAGCUGCCCCUGGAGCCCGAGCUGCUGUCGCUGGAGGCUGUGUAUAGGGCAGUGGCACAGGAGCUGCAGGCCAACAGGGAGCCCGAUUUCAGCAGCCUGGUGUCCCCUCUCAGCCCUCGCAGGGUGGCCGCCCGGGCCUUCUAUCUGCUACUAGUGCUUGCAGCACAACAGAUCCUUCGCGUGGAACAAGAGAAGCCGUACGGGCGCCUCCUGAUGCAGCCGGGGCCCCGAUUCCACUGCGGUUAGAACUAAUUCACAAGCUGCCAGGAUACUGGUUACAUUAAAUAUGUCUUGCCUGCCUCA